Messenger RNA from Cadophora gregata, 1851 nucleotides. RefSeq names its product glyceraldehyde-3-phosphate dehydrogenase 1. NCBI's taxonomy places the organism in Eukaryota, Fungi, Ascomycota, Leotiomycetes, Helotiales, Ploettnerulaceae. Gene Ontology annotation, cellular component: membrane. The transcript is spliced from 3 exons. The record is from RefSeq and is a predicted model, not a curated record. The coding region runs from base 1 to 1851 and encodes 616 amino acids. Gene Ontology annotation, biological process: amino acid transmembrane transport. Gene Ontology annotation, molecular function: amino acid transmembrane transporter activity.
AUGACGGACGCCGAGAAGGGCUUUGGCAACGGCAAACAAAGCUCUGGGAGUAGUGACCACACUGCACAGGAUGCAGCCGUGGCUUUUGCUGGGCAGGACGAGCCCAAAGGACCAUGGAAGACUCGAUUCAUCGACAGCUUCAAGCGAGAUCCGAACGCGACAGUGAUGAAAACCCCGUUGGGCAACACCAAAGGAGAAUAUGACCAUGCAGCAGCUGCUCAAGCUACUGCCAACACAACACUCUCGAGGAAAUUAAAAGGCAGACACAUGCAGAUGAUUGCUAUCGGUGGAUCAAUUGGUACUGGUCUCUUCGUUACUUCCGGAGCGGCCCUCUCUACAGGAGGUCCCGCAUCACUAGUCAUCGCCUUUGGAAUUAUUGGUAUCAUGAUAUUCUGCACUGUCCAAGCUCUUGGAGAGAUGGCUGUCGUAUUCCCUGUCUCUGGAUCUUUCUCGGCAUACUCAACACGUUUUCUUGACCCAGCGUGGGGUUUUGCAAUGGGAUGGAACUAUGCCGUGCAGUGGCUAGUAGUAUUGCCGCUUGAAAUUGUAGCGGCAUCAAUUACGUUACAAUACUGGCCUGGAGCACAGGAUACAAACGCUGCCGCAUUUGUGACCAUUUUCCUCGUCGUCAUUAUCUGUAUCAACUUCUUCGGAGUGCGCGGAUACGGAGAAGCUGAAUUUGUUUUCGCCAUUAUCAAGAUCACCGCCGUGAUUGGAUUCAUUAUUCUUGGAAUUAUUUUGAACUGUGGUGGAGGUCCCAAUGGAGGAUAUAUUGGAGGUCGUUUCUGGGAUUCUAACAGUGUGCCUGCAGACUAUGCAGGAUACACCAAAAAUGGACAGCCAGCAGGCAGCAUUGCAUCUGGUGCUUUUAACCAUGGAUUCAAAGGUCUUUGCUCCGUGUUCGUCACUGCUGCAUUUUCCUUUGCCGGAACCGAGCUUGUCGGUCUUGCUGCAGCCGAAGCCCAGAAUCCGCGAAAGGUUCUUCCCACAGCCAUCAAACAGGUGUUCUGGCGUAUCGCUCUGUUCUACAUGGUCGCUCUCACAAUCGUGAGUUUGUUGGUACCAUACGGUGAUGCUAGACUUCUGGGUUCUGACGGUGGUGGAGCCAAGGCAUCCCCAUUCGUCAUCGCGAUCAACAAUGCCGGGAUUUCUGGUCUACCCAGUGUCAUGAACGUGGUUAUUCUCAUUGCUGUCUUGUCUGUUGGCAACUCUUCGAUUUACGGCUCUUCUCGUACCCUUUGCGCUUUGGCAGAACAAGGACAAGCACCCAAGAUAUUCGCCUACAUCGACCGUACAGGUCGUCCCCUGGUAUCCAUCGGUGUUGCAUCUACGCUUGGUCUUCUCUGUUAUGUUGUAGCUGGUGGAGCCGAUACUGCCAACACAGCACUGAACUGGCUGUACUCGCUCUCUGGUCUCUCAUCCAUUUUCACAUGGGGUUCCAUUUGCUUGGCCCACAUUCGAUUCAGAUCGGCAUGGAAGAAGCAAGGACACACGCUCGACGAGCUUGCGUUCACGUCGCAGGCAGGUGUGUAUGGUUCAUGGCUUGGCUUCAUCCUCAACUGCUUGGUUUUGAUUGCUCAGUUCUGGACUGCUGUGUGGCCCGUCGGCUACGCCAGUCUCAGCCCCUCUGGAAUCGCGAAGAACUUCUUUCUUGCGUAUUUGGCCGCUCCUGUCGUGAUCUUGUUUUACGUUCCGUACAAGAUUUACUACAACACUCCGAUCAUGAGAACUUCGACUAUCGAUUUGAAGACUGGUAGGAGGGAGUUGGACACCCCGCUGUUGAUCCAACAAGAGCGAGAAGAGCAUGCCAGAUUGCCAAGGUGGAAGAGGAUCUACAAGAUUUUCUGUUAG